AUGUCUCAAUUUAUUGGCUUUGGUGUACAAGUGGAGCUAAAAGACGGGAAGCUCAUUCAGGGGAAAAUCGCCAAAGCAACUUCGAAAGGAUUGACUUUGAAUGACGUACAAUUCGGUGACGGCGGUAAAUCCCAAGCUUUUAAAGUCAGGGCCUCUAGACUAAAGGAUUUAAAAGUUCUAACUACUGCCCCUCAAUCGGGUAAAAGGAAACAACCAAGACAACAGCAACAACAACAACAACAGCAACAGCAACAAAAUGACUAUAAUCAAAAUCGCGGUGAACAAAUUGAUUGGCAAGACGACGAUGUAAGUAAGAUAAAAUUACAAGACGAUUUUGAUUUUCAAGGAAAUUUGGGCAUGUUUAACAAGAAAGACGUAUUCGCUCAAUUAAAGCAAAGUGACGAUAUAUUACCGGAAAACAGAUUACAAGGACAUAAUAGAAAGCAACCCCAAUCCCAACCGAAUAACUACCAAAUCGAUGAAUUGGUUAUCCCUGAUGCAAAGAAAGAUUCAUGGAACAAAAUCUCCUCUAAAAAUGAACAAAGCGCGCCACAGCCUCAGCCGCAGCAGGAAGAAGAUGAUAUAGAGGUGGAGGAUGACGAGCAUGAGUAUGACGUUGAUGAUAUUGAUGACCCCAGGUAUUUACCGAUCACUCAAUCGUUAAACAUCACUCACUUAAUCCACUCUGCCACAAGUUCUCCAUCCAUGGACGAUAAAACCAAAAACGCCAUCAUAAGUGACAAAGAUCAAGUUCUAGCUAAAUUAGGUCAAAUGAUUAUUAGCCAGUCAAGGUCAAACUCGACAUCUUUACCACCUGCGAACAAGCAAACGACCAUUAAAUCCAAGAACACUAAGCAAACCAUCCCGAUGGCCACUCCAGUACAAUUACUCGAAAUGGAGAGUAUCACAUCUGAAUUUUUUAGUAUCAAUUCAUCUGUACUGUUAGAAAAUUUUGCUGUAAACGCGUCAUUCUUUCUGAAGCAGAAGCUUGGUGGCCGUGCACGUUUGCGUUUACAGAAUACUAAUCCAGAACCUCUGGUGGUAAUAUUAACCUCAGAUUCCAACAGGUCUGGUGCCAAAGCAUUAGCAUUAGGUAGGCACCUAUGUCAAACGGGUCAUAUCCGUGUUAUAACAUUAUUCACAUGUUCCCAAAAUGAGCUACAAGAUCCUAUGGUCAAACAACAAACAGAAAUCUACAAAAAGUGCGGCGGUAAGGUCGUAAACAGUAUAUCGUCACUGGAAUCCGCUAUGGAAACAUUGAACAGUCCUGUAGAAAUGGUCAUUGAUGCCAUGCAAGGGUACGACUGCACAUUAAGCGAUCUAGCAGGCACGUCGGAGACAGUUGAAGCUAGGAUCAAAAGUAUGAUAUCGUGGUGUAACAAACAGCGAGGCUCUACUAAAGUAUGGUCUCUGGACAUUCCAAAUGGGUUCGAUGCAGGCUCUGGUUUGCCAGAUAUCUUCUUCCCGGACAGAAUCGAAGCAACGGGGAUUAUUUGUUCAGGCUGGCCCUUAAUGGCCAUCAAUAACUUAAUCACACACCUACCAAAAUUAGAAGAUGCUGUUUUGAUCGAUAUGGGUAUCCCACAAAGUGUUUAUUCACAGAGAACCUCUUUGCGUAAGUUCCAAAACUGUGAUCUAUUUGUCACCGAUGGGUCUUUGCUCCUAGACUUGUAA
Molecule: messenger RNA, 1674 nt
Organism: Saccharomyces eubayanus
Lineage: Eukaryota; Fungi; Ascomycota; Saccharomycetes; Saccharomycetales; Saccharomycetaceae
Gene: EDC3
Product: Edc3p
Exons: 1
Coding region: 1-1674 (557 amino acids)
Biological process (GO): P-body assembly; deadenylation-independent decapping of nuclear-transcribed mRNA
Cellular component (GO): P-body
Molecular function (GO): mRNA binding
Source: RefSeq, a predicted model, not a curated record